AUGACCACAGUCUGGACAGCAAGCAAUCUACGCCGACAAGAUGGACAUUAUAACAGUCUAUCCAGAAGUUUAGGAUCUUUAAUGUCAAUUGUACUCGAUGAGGAUAAAUCUCCAUCCGUGUUGAUUUUUUCUAAUCAAUCACCAAGAGAGACUAAUUUACAAACAAGUGUCUCUGUUGGUGAUCGAGUCGGAGAUGAGAAUAGUUUGCCGUUAAAUGGAUUAAGUUUUCGUUCAUUACAAACAGACUCUUCUUCAUCGAUUGCAUUUGUUGGCAAAAAAAUUAAACGUGAAUAUCAAUCGGCGUUUGUAUUGCCUGAUAAACAAACAAUUGGUAUUAUUCGUCAAGAAGCGUUUAUGACUGAAGAAGGUUUAGCUCAAGUCACGCUUAGUUUAUGCGUUUCGACUCAUUUAGAUGGUUUAAAAGUUAGUAAAAGUGAAAGAAUAUGUGAUUACCUUGAUACGGACUAUUGGGCUUCCAUUUUAUUAGCUUCCACUGAAUCUCACGAUGCUGAACUAUUAGGAUAUAUGGGACCUGAAUAUACUUCAAGAAAACCUAAUCGUUUUAACUUUGAACGUUCUGAAAGCCGACGACGUAAACGAGAAAUUGUGCUUGUUCAAGAAGAGAUUGAAGAUAGCGAUGAGAAAGAUAAUGUUGGGCAAUUUGAUGGUAGCAAUAUUUUGCCUGAAAGUGUUACAGUGUACGAAAAAGUAUAUCCUAAAGAAAAGGAUGAAUGUGAUCCCCAGACACAUCGAUUAAUCCUGCAUCCUCCACCACCCCUUCCACCUGCACAGCUUCCAGAAUCACCGCCGCCUUCACCACCGAAAACUUUAAAAGUAUCUGAAAGAAAUGCUUCACCAAAACCACAACUAACUUCGAGUAGAAAUUCAUGUCAGCCAAAAGAACAAGCCCCAAUAAUUGGACGGGCUGAACCACCUGGAAAAACUAAACCAAUUGUAAGUAGUCCGAAAUCUAAAGAAAAUUUUGAAAAACUUAAACGUCAAUGGAAUAAUCGUAUUGCUCAAAUGCAAGAACAUUUAGAUAAUCAGUAUCGCGAUACACCAACAUCGCUACCACAAACUUAUACAGAAGGACAUCGUGGUUCUACAGUUACAUCAAUUCUCCCCACAGUAGAUAAAAGAUCUUCUGAUCCAUAUGUAAAAAGUCGAAUUUCAUCUACUGACCAAAGACUCUCCCCUGAACAAGCAUAUGAUCAUCAAUCUCUUCCGGAUAGAACUUCAAUGGAUCAUGGAUCAAAUAAAGAGAAUUUUAUUUUUCACAGCUUUGAUUAUAUCAAUUCAUCAUCACCGGGUUCUGGUGAUCUAGUGGAUCCGGUUACGGAACGUUGUGAAAAAGAUGCACAAUUUAUCUAUAGUCAAGCAAGACUAUUUGUUAAUCAACAAAAUAUAGGCAGAUUAAGUCCACGAAAAUUAUCAGUUGAUCGAGGUAAUUGUCAUUCGACUACAACAGAAACGCGAAGUAAAGUGACCGAUGAGCUCCCAGGUCAUAGACGCCAUCCUCCACCGCCUCUUUCUCCAAACUCGAAAGAAGAUAUACACUAUCCACGUGACGGGACUGUUAGUCGACCUCGAAUUUCAGAUGGUCCUAAAGCUGCUACUCCAUUAACUCCUACCAGACAUUCAUCAAAAAAUCUUGGUGACGAUUCAGAGAAAAGAAAACGACAACAAAACCUAUACGACGACGAAUUCAAAAAUGGAAAUAGAGAAUCAAUGCCAUUGGAUCCCAGGAAACCAACUACACAGUUUAAUUAUGGCAUACUUCAACAUCCAGAUGAAUAUAAUUAUUUAGCUGAAGCAGAAAAACAAAAACCAACUAUAGAUUUUGCAUCAGAAUUAUCUUAUGAUAGCAGUCUUUAUGGUAAAAUUAGCCAAGGUUCCGCUCGAAAACAACCACCAAUUAAGCAUUAUGAUAAGUAUAAGGAUAAAAAACCUGAUAAACCACAUCGUCAUCCACCGCCACCUCAACCUAUUGAUCAUGACCAAACAAAACGUUUAGACGAUAAACCAAGCCCAAAACCAGGCAGAAGAUCAGGCCAUGGAAUGGUUUCAGUUGAUGAAAAUUAUUAUGUAAAUGUACCUGGUUCAGGUCCACCAGUUAUUCGUCCACCAUACAAUGGACACAAGAGAUCACUGCAAGAUUUAAGUGAACGGUCUGGCCCUCAUAGUGCUUAUGAUCCUAGAUUGGGCGAUACAGUUAUUCAACCAAGUAAACCUAGAACCAGUGAUAGAAUAUCGAAUCAAAUGCCUGAUUAUUAUGAUCAAUAUACAUCGGAUGAAAGUGAUUAUGAUGAUUCAGGAGAAUCGGAUGAAGAACUUAGACCACCAGCAUUACGUACAAUAACUCAGACAAGGAGACGAUCUGAACCAGAACCUUCGAACAAUUAUCCACCUGUACAAUUAAGAAAACAGUCAAAAGGACAAAAAACUGGACAGUCAAUCACAUCAAUUCGUGAUAGCCUUAUUAGUCCUGAAGGUUCAAAACACAGUUUAAUAAUCAGUACAAAACGUCGAACACUAAGUGGUUUAACUGGUACCCACCCAUCAAAACAUCGUUCCAGUUCAAUGAAUACUUUAUGGUUCGGUGAUCAUCCUGUACCGUCGGAACAUACAAUCUCGCCAGCUACACCAGUUAGAUUAUCAAAUAUACAAAUACAAGCUCAAGCAGAACUUGAACGUCGACACAGAUCAUCUUCACAUGGACAUAGUUUAGACAGAAAAUCUAUAUAUAGCACAGGAAUGACAGAAAGUCAUUUGUCCAAAGGUUUAAGUGAUUAUCAUCAAGGUUAUGAAGGAAUUGGUUAUGCAUAUGAUAAUCGAGGAAGAUUAAUACAUGGUGGUGCAUGUUUACCUGAACGUUCAGCUAGUCGUAAACGUCGAUUAUUAGAUGGUCAUGAAAGUUUAUCAAGAGUAUGGAUACCACAAAGUGGUGAACACUAUCCAAUUAAACAAAUAUCUGAUAAGACACCUAGUUCGCUAAUGAAUCGGGAUGAACGGCAAGCACAAUUGGAUAAUUCAGCGAUGGCAUUUGCUUUACGGGAUUUUAAUGCGCCUAAAAUUCGACAGAAACGGGUUUCGAAUAAAUCACAUCGGAAUCAUGAUGAUGAUAAUGCUAAUAUUAAUAGUAAUAAUAAUAACGAUAAUAAUAAUGUUAAACAUGUAACCCAUCGUACCGCUAUACGCAACAAAUCAGAUAGCAUUAAGAAACAUCAAUGCAGACCAUCCAUUCUCAAUUGUUACAUUAACCGGGAACAACUUGAUGACUAUAAUCGAAAUGAAAUACAUAUUCCUUUGUUUCAUUUAAUUUAA
Messenger RNA from Schistosoma guineensis, 3324 nucleotides. The record is from the annotation of a GenBank genome assembly. Lineage: Eukaryota; Metazoa; Platyhelminthes; Trematoda; Strigeidida; Schistosomatidae.